Molecule: messenger RNA, 2646 nt
Organism: Ceraceosorus bombacis
Lineage: Eukaryota; Fungi; Basidiomycota; Exobasidiomycetes; Ceraceosorales; Ceraceosoraceae
Source: the annotation of a GenBank genome assembly
AUGCAUCCCGAUCACCCGGUGCGGCAGAGAAACCGAGAGUACUGGCAACUUUAUGCUCAACGUGCCAGAAAAACUACCGUGCUCAACGAGACAUUUCCACCGCAGCACUUGGUCAAGGCAAACGAAAGCUUCGAUGCAGCUUCAAAGGCGCCGAAUUCACCGAUGAGGGAUGUGAGACUUUCGUUUAAAGAUGGAGCCAGCAACCGAAUUAAUAGAAAGGCUAUCGAGCUUGCCGUCGCCCACUACAAGAAGUAUUAUCUGCCGACAAUGGCUCAACUCAACGUGUGUCGCAUUGACCAUCAGUGUUGCUAUAUUUCGAGACUCUUACUAUGCAUCCCAUCUCCCAGCUUGGCAUAGGCUUCCGGCGCACUCCAGAGGAGCCAAUAGUGCAUGCAAAGGGGGUCGCGUGGGAUAGCCGGGGCGCAAAACUUCAUGGUGGUGGGGUGACGUCUGAAGGUGAGGUUCAAAUACCAAAUAGCGCCUGCAAGCAUAUCGGGCUAACGCUGCGCUCAAUUAAUACAACUUCGUGAUUGUGGUGCAGGACACACAUUCGAAGGACACCACAUCUUCAUGGCGCCUAAUACAGCAGCUGUAAUCAAUCACCGACUCGAUGGUGUUGUGGGAACGACUAGGCCAGAUGGAUUCCCAACCACUAGUGACAAGGAGCGACCGCCUGAUCGCGCAAUGGUCUUCGUUCCUCCAGCUGAUGCUCAUCUAGGCACGCGUACGGGUCGCCCAAGAAUGAUGCUCCGAGACAGCGCCGUCCAAGCGGUGAGACAUGUGCCUGGGAGGGUUAUUUUGCCCGCUGAUUGGGCGGGCUCUAGUAAGCUCUCGCCCGUAAAGAGCAAGAAGCGGGUUCAAAUCGUGCUUGAUCGCCCGGUGUCGCAUGCUCACGGUGCAGCGAUAGACCAGGCUUUGAAUGCGCACAGGGAUAAGUACCACCCGCAGAUCGACAGAUUCAGAGUAAGUCAACGAGACUAGGUUGAUCGCAACGACGGCCGAUUGACCGUCCAGCUUCGCCCCUCAAAGGUCCGGAAGACCAUCCAUGCGGACGCGAAAGAGCCGAGGCCUCACAUCACCGCAGCAGCCUAUGAUGCCAAAGGGAACAGUGUGCCCGGGGGAGGAAUCACAAGUACUGGCGUACACCAUCGUGAGCACAAGGUUUACCUCGAAGAGGGAACUCUCGUGCACUUGAGCAGAGGUCGGCACGGGAAAAUAGGCCGCACCGUUCAUGCGGAAAAUCCCGGUCCUAAAGCGAAAGUGUCUUCAACCCGUCACGAUCUUGGCGGACGGUACCCCAUAGUUGACAAAUUUGGACUCUGGCGAGGUCAGACUGGAAGACCUCUUCAGACUAGGCGGAAAUCAAGAUCCAAACAUAGCAUUUAUGAGGGGGGAGAAACGAGCACAGGCACAACAAUCCCACCAGAAGCGGCCAGACCCGAGAAUGCCACUCGUCAACUAAGGCUGCCCCAGCCCACAGCUGAAAAGCACUCCGUGGAUCAAGGGGGAUCGCUGGCACCCAGUGGAAAGCGGAGAAGAAUUUCGUUGGGAGCCGUUCCAACACUCUCGCCUCCAGCUACGACAUCGGCCCCCGCUGAGACAAGCAGGGCUUGGAUCAAUGAGGCUUUGCCCUCCCCUGGAAAGUCUAUACGCGCUGAUGUAGAAGCCGCUUCCGAUCAUUGGGCGCUCCAUGCUCCUCCAAGCCAAUUGUCUCCCGCACACGAGGCACGUACGCGGCACACGCCGCCUUCUUCCGGCUCGAGUGCCCUACCAGGAGAGCACAUACACCGCAGGCCCACAAAUGUCGAGCCUACGGACGCCUUCUGGCAUGCUCACUUGAGCGAUUUCAACACACCGAAGCGGCUCAGGCUCUCUAGCCAUGCGAUUGCUGCGAUUGCUGCUGGGGUGUCCUCGAAGAAUCCGUCCAGCCAGCAGACGCCUGGCAAGGACUUGCUGCAAAACGCUCCAACAGUGAGCAGCACGCAUGCAGGAAGUACCACUACCGAGCUGGCGAAGGUUACAGCCGCAUGGGAGACCGCUUCUGGCUUGACGCCGCACGUCGGCGGCCAUCAACACUUGAGAACGACUUUCUCGAAUACUGGCGCGUACGGCUUGCCCUCGACGGGGCUAGAGCACAAUGUUGCGCCUGUCCAGACGGCAGCGCAUACGAGUGCUCCAGACAAUGCGGGUACGGGUGAAUACGCCCAUCUUCGCGCACAAUCCUUAUCGCUGAAUCACGACGUGGACACCCGGCACGCUGUUUAUUACUCGGCGCAGAAGGACUCUGCGCCUAGUGAACCUGGAGAUCAUCUUGGUAUCGCGACCGAGCGGGAUCCGAGCGUGCUCGACUAUGUACAUCCGCAAUCCCCUUCGUUGUAUCAAGACUGGCAAAGUCUGCACCAAUCUCAGCACUUGCCCGAGCACCACGCUGUGCUCACUCCAUCGAGCGCGCAUGUGGGCGCCCCGCCCAUUUUUCACACAGGUGCUCCGUAUCACGUGGACACUCACUCUCCUCCACGAGAGCAUGACUGGGACGAUCUGCGCCAUCUUUUUCGCACGCCCGCGCACUCACCCUUGCACUCGCCCGAACGCCUCUUUGAGAGUGGGCUCAAGAUCUCGCCCCGCGCACGCUUCUUCCAUUGGUAG